Castor canadensis (American beaver) is the source of this 3128-nucleotide messenger RNA. RefSeq names its product fem-1 homolog A (gene Fem1a). Gene Ontology annotation, molecular function: protein binding. The record is from RefSeq and is a predicted model, not a curated record. Lineage: Eukaryota; Metazoa; Chordata; Mammalia; Rodentia; Castoridae.
UCCGCCGGGAGAGCCCUUAAGAUGGCGGCGGGGGAGACGGUGAAGGUUGCCGGCCAACUGUCGGGGCUCUAAUCGCCGUUUCCUUGUCCCCCCCGCGGCCAACCCAUGGCCUGACAGAGGCGCGAACCAUGGACCUCCACACCGCCGUGUACAAUGCCGCCCACGACGGCAAGCUGCAGCUGCUGCAGAAGCUGCUCAGCGGCCGGAGCCGGGAGGAGGUGGACGAGCUGAUGGGCGAAGUGGCGAGCGGGGGGACGCCGCUGCUCAUCGCCGCCCGCUACGGCCACCUGGACGUGGUGGAGUACCUCGUGGACAGGUGCGGCGCGAGCGUGGAGGCCGGCGGCUCGGUGCACUUCGAUGGCGAGACCAUCGAGGGCGCGCCGCCGCUGUGGGCCGCCUCGGCCGCCGGCCACCUGGACGUGGUGCGCAGCCUGCUGCGUCGCGGGGCGGCGGUGAACCGCACGACGCGCACCAACUCCACGCCGCUGCGCGCCGCCUGCUUCGACGGCCACCUGGACGUGGUGCGCUACCUGGUGGGCGAGCACCAGGCCGACCUGGAGGUGGCCAACCGGCACGGCCACACGUGCCUGAUGAUCUCGUGCUACAAGGGCCACCGCGAGAUCGCGCGCUACCUGCUGCAGCAGGGCGCGCAGGUGAACCGGCGCAGCGCCAAGGGCAACACGGCGCUGCACGACUGCGCCGAGUCCGGCAGCCUGGAGAUCUUGCAGCUGCUGCUGGGCUGCAACGCGCGCAUGGAGCGCGACGGCUACGGCAUGACCCCGCUGCUGGCCGCCAGCGUCACGGGCCACACCAACAUCGUGGAGUACCUCAUCCAGGAGCAGCCCGGACGGCCGCGGGUGCCGGGCGGCUGCUCCCCCGACGGGCCCUACGAGAGCUGCUGCCCCACCAGCCGGGAGGCGGCCGUGGAGGCCUUGGAGCUGCUGGGUGCUACCUACGUGGACAAGAAGCGCGAUCUGCUCGGAGCCCUAAAGCACUGGCGCCGUGCCAUGGAGCUGCGACACCAGGGCGGUGACUCCCUGCCCAAGCCCGAGCCCCCGCAGCCCGUGCUGGCCUACGAGUGCGCGCGCGAGGUGGCCACGACGCAGGAGUUGGAGACACUGAUCACCGACCCCGACGACAUGCGCAUGCAGGCGUUGUUGAUCCGGGAGCGCAUUCUGGGCCCAGCGCACCCCGACACGUCCUACUACAUCCGCUACCGCGGCGCCGUCUACGCGGACUCGGGCAACUUCCAGCGUUGCAUCCGCCUGUGGAAGUACGCGCUGGACAUGCAGCAGAGCCACCUGGAGCCCCUGAGUCCCAUGACGGCCAGCAGCUUCCUGUCAUUCGCCGAGCUCUUCUCCUACGUGCUGCAGGAGCGCGCGGCCAAGGGCGGCCCCGCGGCGCCCGUGGGCUUCGGCGACCUCAUGGGCGUGCUGGCCAAGGGCGUGCGCGAGGUGGAGCGCGCACUGCGGCUACCCCGCGAGCCCGCCGCCUCCGGGCAGCUGGCCAAGGCGCUGGCCGUCAUCCUGCACCUGCUCUACCUGCUGGAGAAGGUGGAGUGCAGCGCGGCCCAGGAGCACCUGAAGCACCAGACCGUGUACCGCCUGCUCAAGUGCGCGCCGCGCGGCCGCAACGGCUUCACGCCCUUGCACAUGGCCGUGGACAAGGACACCACCAACGUGGGCCGCUACCGCGUGGGCGUCUUCCCGUCGCUGCCCGUGCUGCGCGUGCUGCUGGACUGUGGCGCCGACCCCGACGGCCGCGACUAUGACAACAACACGCCGCUGCACAUCGCCGCGCAGAACAACUGCCCCGCCGCCAUGGCCGCGCUGGUGGACGCGGGCGCGCACAUGGACGCCACCAACGCCUUCGGGAAGACGGCGUGCGAGCUGCUGGACGACAAGCUGUUGGCCCGCAACGCUGUGCAGCCCUUCAACUACGUGACGCUGCAGUGCCUGGCCGCGCGCGCACUGGGCCGCAGCAAGGUCCCCUACAAGGGUCGCAUCCCCGAGGAGCUGGAGGCCUUCAUCGAGCUGCACUGAGCACCUCCCGCACCACCAUCAUGGUCACCUGGGACCUGGCCAUGUCACCACCGGCACCUGUGCCGGGCUUUCAAGCUGUAAUGCACCAGGAGGUCAAGAGGCACUCACCAUGUCACACCCAGAUGCCCCCUGGAGUCAGUACAGGGCUCCUUAGGCCGGAAGUGCAAAAGGCACAAGCGACACCACUCUGGUCUUCCCUUGCCUUGCCAAGGCCACGUGGCAUGGUCAGGAUAGCCUCACUGACACCACUUGUUGGUUUCCUGUUUCCACAUCUAGUGGCCUGGUGACAAGUGUCACGCAGGUUCAGAGGUUUUGCUGCCUCUUCUGCUUUGCUUGUUCUUAAGUUCACUUGAAGCUGUGAGGGUUUUGCAGGGCCUGAUGGCUGAGGCCUUCCCUGUGUGAGCUCAGCUCCCGUGCCAAGCACUCGGUGAGCAGCUGAGGUCCCUGAAGCGUCUGUGUGACCUCAUUCUACGCAUGCACAGCCUCCUGACUCUUUCCUGCUGGACAGCGUUCCCGGCAGGGGGGGUGGUGAAGCACCCUGGCCGUACUGUUCUGCCACCAGCACAGGUAGUACUGUUUGGACUGCCACUGUGAGGAAAAACAGCUGGCCGUUCCAAGCCAUCACAGUCCUAGGAUGCCGCAGACACCUCCACAAGUGGCCCUCUUUGCUGGUUCACCUGCUUCGAGGACCUGAAGCCAUCGUUUUGAGAACGAGAGAGGCCUGGCCGUGUGACAGUACCCCACAAGAACAGGCUGCCAGGCCGGGAUGCGGCUCUGUGAUGGCACAAACUUAGCCAGGUUCCAUCCCAGCCACAAAACAGCAGCAGCAGUGUGGCCCUGACCCUCGCUCAGGGCAGGCAUGGUGUGACUCUGUGUCCCCAGAGUCACACCUAGGUUUGCAUUUGCAGUGUUAAGUAGGGGCUUAUUUAUUUAUUUAUUUACACAAGAAGCAAGCAUUGGGCUUGGCCCUGCUCAGGAGGGGACAGUGAGUCCCACCGAAAGCACACGAUGAGCAGGAGGCCAAGGCCAGCCCUGGGGUCUCGGCCUGAGCUUUGCAGUGUGAUUAAAAGCAGGUCUCAGAGAGAA